Messenger RNA from Fusarium redolens, 1017 nucleotides. RefSeq names its product D-isomer specific 2-hydroxyacid dehydrogenase. The coding region runs from base 1 to 1017 and encodes 338 amino acids. Gene Ontology annotation, molecular function: NAD binding; oxidoreductase activity, acting on the CH-OH group of donors, NAD or NADP as acceptor. The record is from RefSeq and is a predicted model, not a curated record. Lineage: Eukaryota; Fungi; Ascomycota; Sordariomycetes; Hypocreales; Nectriaceae. The transcript has a single exon.
AUGUCAAGGCUGACACAAGAGCAUGUGGUCGUCGCCACUGUCCAGUGGACCACAGAAGAGAUCAACAUCCUUCAAAAGGCAUUUGAGCCUGCUGAGUUUGUUCAUAUCCCCAACGGCGAGCAGCACAUAUUCCACCAGGCCAUAAAGCGCGCCCAUAUCGCCAUAUUAGCCAGUGACGUCACCCCGGAAAUGCUCUCCGGUGCGCCAAAUCUGAUUUGGAUUCAUUGUGAUCACGCUGGUCUCAACAAAUCGGCCCGUCCCGAGUUUUUUGAGCGCGGUCUGGUCAUCACCAGCUCAGCGGGCCGCUCAGCACCUGCACUGGCUCAGCAUGCCUUUUUCUUCGCUCUCUCAUUGAGAUACGACUCUAGGGGCUUACUUCAGCGCCAGAUGUCGUGUCAAUGGCAUGAUAGACGUGAAGAGCUGCGUCUGCGGGGUGCCCUCUGGGGCCAGAGCUUGGGAAUCCUGGGCUUUGGGAAUACAGGUAAAGAGAUGGCCCUGUUAGGUAAGGCUUUUGGAAUGCACGUUACGGCUAUGAGGCGAAGAAAGCUCAGUGUUGGCUCCAAAUUACCUGAUAACGUCGACGUUAUGCUGAGUACCGAAAAUGGAGACAGUAUUGGAAAGCUUCUUGGAUGCGAUGUCGUCAUGCUCGCAGCUAGCCUUACUGACCAGACACAUCAUCUGUUUGGAGCGGAUCAGUUCAAGCAGAUGAAGCCAUCCUCUGUUAUCAUCAAUAUGGGGAGAGGAUCUUUGAUUGAUGAAACUGCUUUAGUAGCCGCCUUGGAGGCUGGCGAAAUUGCAGGUGCUGGGCUUGAUGUCUUCGAGAUUGAGCCAUUGCCCAUGCAGUCACCUCUAUGGAAGUUACCAAAUGUGAUUAUCACACCUCACUCGACACCAGGAAUGCCAGAUCGCACGGCUCGGUCAAUAGAGAUCAUCUGUGACAAUAUCCAACGGUUCAAAAACAACCAGCCGUUAGUCAACGUAUUAGAACUGGACGAUAUAUAUACUAAGGGUCUGUGA